Molecule: messenger RNA, 1220 nt
Organism: Colossoma macropomum (tambaqui)
Lineage: Eukaryota; Metazoa; Chordata; Actinopteri; Characiformes; Serrasalmidae
Product: transmembrane protein 178B
Exons: 4
Coding region: 261-1166 (301 amino acids)
Cellular component (GO): membrane
Source: RefSeq, a predicted model, not a curated record
CCCAACAUGUCUGUGUAGAGCUAGCAGCGAGAGCGGCGCGCGGAGCUGAACAUUAGUCUACAUGGCGGGUUUAAGAUGAUAGGAGCUUCCUGCACGGCUGCACUGUUGGCGAGGAAGAAGGAGGAGGAUGAUGAUGAUGAUGUGAUUGCAGCAGCGGCGGAGCGCGAGAGCUGAGCAGGCGGCCGAGCCGUCGCGCAUCUGUUCACACUCGUGGGUCGAGGACGAGGAGCAGGAGCAGGAGGAGGAGGAGGAGGAGGAAGAUGGCUACCAUGAGGCUGCUGACGGCGUCCGGUCUGUUUUUGGCCUUCUGCGCGCUCGCGCUGCUGGUCGUGGCCAUCGGCACGGACUACUGGUACGAGACGGACGCGCGCAGGCACCGCGAGCGUUGCAAGAAAUACGCCAGCAAGAGGACGGACCCGGGAUACAUCUACAUCUCCAACCAGAACCUGCCUCUGCGCAUGCUGCCGAGGGGGGGCGGCGGCGGAGGGGGCAGCCCGUUGUCGGGCGGCCAGCGCGCUCUUCUCCGGGCCAAACGGGAAUUCCUUCCCCCCGCCUCGGCCGUGGAGUCCCGCUGCAGCCGGAGAUACAACUCCACGGCCACUGGGCUGUGGAGGAAGUGCCACAGGGAGGGCUUCGACCAGGAGAACGAGGAUCUCAUCUUUAAAGGUUUGCUUCAGCGCUGCACUCCAGUGAAAUAUUACUACUCCUCAUCCAAUAUUCCACGCAGUCUCCCAGUGAACAUUACAAAGACAAUACGGCAGGACGAGUGGCAUGCUCUGCAUUUGCAGAGGAUGACCGCAGGGUUCAUAGGCAUGGCCGUGUCCAUCAUCCUGUUCGGCUGGAUCAUUGGUGUGUUGGGCUGCUGUAAGCACAAUGAGCUGAUGCAGUAUGUAGCUGGCCUGCUCUUUCUAAUGGGCGGGACCUGCUGUAUCAUCUCUCUGUGCACAUGCGUGGCUGGUAUAAACUUCGAGCUGUCGCGGUACCCUCGGUACCUGUAUGGUCUGCCGGAGGACAUCAGUCAUGGUUACGGCUGGUCCAUGUUCAGCGCCUGGGCCGGCCUGGGCCUCACACUGCUGGCCGGCUUCCUCUGCACGCUGGCCCCUUCUCUGCACAGCCCACAGACCACCACUGUACACAAACCCCGGCAGGAGAACGGCAUGGUGUGACAGACUUAAAGGGAUAAAACGUACUGAACAUACAUGCACAGACAAUUACAUAAA